AUGGAUUUCAUCCUUUUCCAAAUGACGCCGCUGAACAACAGCGGAUCGCUGCCUUCCAUCGCCAUAUCACGCAGUACCUCGCCAGCUCGCCAUAUCCCGCAGUACCUCGCCAGCAGCGGUUCCAACGGCGGCCACGGGCUUCAUUUCGCACCUAUCCAGCCUAACGGCAAAAGCGUCCUCGAUAUGGGUACAGGAACCGGUGACUGGGUCAUUGAUAUGGGCAAGUUGUAUCGUGGAGCCGUCAUCAUAGGCACCGAUCUUAGUCCUAUUCAACGGAGAAAAGAAGUUUCUAUCGACGCUAGAUCGAUCCUCAGCUACGACAACGUUCCCGUCAACGUUGAAUGGAUCAUGGAUGAUCUCGAACUAGAGUGGGUUGAUCCCACCUUGUACCACUACAUUCACUGCAUCAUGGCCUGUCGAAAUCCUACGCUGCAGAGUGGUGUCCUCCGCUAG
Molecule: messenger RNA, 453 nt
Organism: Metarhizium robertsii ARSEF 23
Lineage: Eukaryota; Fungi; Ascomycota; Sordariomycetes; Hypocreales; Clavicipitaceae
Product: TAM domain methyltransferase
Exons: 2
Coding region: 1-453 (150 amino acids)
Source: RefSeq, a predicted model, not a curated record